This is a messenger RNA of Botrytis cinerea B05.10, 3004 nucleotides long. RefSeq names its product Bcabp1 (gene Bcabp1). Gene Ontology annotation, molecular function: actin filament binding. The transcript has 5 exons. Gene Ontology annotation, cellular component: actin filament; site of polarized growth; cortical actin cytoskeleton. The coding region runs from base 201 to 2705 and encodes 834 amino acids. The record is from RefSeq and is a predicted model, not a curated record. NCBI's taxonomy places the organism in Eukaryota, Fungi, Ascomycota, Leotiomycetes, Helotiales, Sclerotiniaceae. Gene Ontology annotation, biological process: regulation of actin filament polymerization.
GAUGCUUAUAUAAUACACAUACAAGCACGUUCCAGCCAUGAUUGACUGUUGAAACAUGACAUAACAUAACGACAGCUUGAACAAGCCGAGCACAAACCAAUACAGUACUCUACACCUCCAAGCAUUCAACCUCUCCCUCCUUUUCAUUUUUUCCCAAACCAUUCACCUCUUCUUCAACCCCACCCCUAAACAUUGCCAAUAUGGCAACUCUCAACACAUCCACGAAUGGCCCUUCUAUCAAAUCAUCAUAUUCCGGAGUGGUCAAUUCUUCUGCACCCUCCGGAGCUGCGGCGUCCAGCCCGACUUAUGGACAGUGGGCUUUGUUCUCAGUAUCAGCUCCUCUUGUGAAUGCUUUCCAACAAGAUAGUGGUGGAAAGGAGAGUGUGCUGAAGGUACAAAGCACUGGAGAGGGAGAACUCAUCGACUUAAUCGAGGAUUUCUCGGAAGGACGAGUUCAAUUCGCAUUUGUUAAAGUCAAAGAUCCCAAUACCACACUUCCGAAAUACGUACUUAUUGGAUGGUGCGGUGAAGGUGUUCCUGAAAGAACCAAAGGCUAUUUCACAAGCCACCUUGCAGCAGUAUCCAAGAUUCUUCAUGGCUACCAUGUUCAAAUAACUGCUCGAUCAGAAUCCGACUUGGCACCAGAAAGUAUUGUUCAAAAAGUAGCAGAUGCAUCGGGCGCGAAAUAUUCCUCGGGCUCAGCACCACCACCUUCCUCUGGUCCUCGUCCCCCAACAGCUUCUAAGCCAGUGUUCACUCCUACACGGUCGGGCGGUGUGUCGGGUUUCAAUCCAUUGGCAGGUUCGAGAUCAAGGACAAGUCAGAAUGACAACGUAGACGGAGAUGGAUGGGGCGCAGAUGCGCCACAAAUCACCAGGACACAACUUGAAAAGGUCCAGCCCGCAUAUAAACCCACAAAAGUUAAUAUGGCAGAGCUUACCAAACAGCCAACCGCUUCACGAUCUAGCAAUGACAGUGGAGCAGACAGUGGAUCUGCUCCUGAUGUUGUCAAAGGAGGUUAUCAACCAAUCGGGAAAGUAGACAUUGCAGCACUACGUGCUCAAGCUAAAAGCAGUGGUGACGAUCGACCAACGAUAGUUAAGGGAGCAUACGAACCAGUCGGCAAAGUGGAUAUUGCAGCGAUCCGAGCCAAAGCUCAAAAGCCUGCCGACGAUGGUCCCAGAGCAGUUUCACCUGCCGCUACUGGCUCACCGGCCCCAGGCAGUGAUGAACCACCUAAGUCUCUUGCAGAUAGAUCUGCGGCUUUCACUCAAUCAGAGCGUCUCACGACUCUACCAAAACCAAAGGUCGCGAAUAGGUUUGGUUCCACCGCGAGCAGCUUCGCCGGAACGAAGGCCCCAACUCCAGGUAGUUUCGGAAUUCAGUCGCCAGCAGCCCCGGCAGCAUCUGCUCCAAUCGGUGCAGCCAGUCGAACCUUUGCUGACGAAGGCGGUAAAACUCCUUCUCAAAUCUGGGCAGAGAAGAAAGCUCGAGAAAGAGGGCUUAGUGGUGCUGGCGAUGCUCCUCCCCAGAGCGUAGCGUCGCCUAUCGCAAGCCAGCCAAGUGGAGGAGGACAAUGGAAGAGUGGAUAUACUGGCAAAUCUUGGGCUCCUGUUGCUACCAAUCCCACCGGACAAUCUGCUACAGGCAGCAUCGACCAACAGAAAACCGGUGAAGCAGAAGUAGAGCAAGAAGUGCCAGAUUCUCCAGCUGGAGGCAUCAAUGCCAUCCGGGACCGAUUCAAGGGAGGGCAGGCACCAAUGGGCGCACCAGCAAUGCCACGAUCAAUUACUGGAGAUCGAGACCAAUCUCCACCACCUCCACCUGUCAACGCUGGCAGUAGGCCCGGUGCAGUUCCAAUGCCUGGACUCCCAACUCGUCCCCCACCCGUUGAGGCCGAGGAGGAGGAAUAUAGCAAGCCAAAUAUUCCUGCACCUCCUCCAGUUCCCCGCAGUCCUACACCAGAACCAGAAGAAGAACCAGAACGCGAGUCAUCUCCCGUUCGUAUCGCUAUGCCAGUAGCACGUGGAAGAGAACCUGAAGAAAUGGAAGCUCCAGAGGAACUUCACGGCCACCCAACCCUUGAGCAGGCCAUUGAACACGUUCCCCAUGAGGAAGAGCUCACCGAGGAACCCGCUGGAUAUGACCCUGCUCGUGGCGCAGCAGCAGCUGUGGCAGCCGAAACAUUUGGACACAGCGCUCCUGCCGUCAAUGAAACGUCCGCUGCUAGCGGUAAACGCGCAUUGAUCCAAUACGACUAUGAGAAGGCGGAAGACAAUGAGUUAGAACUUGUUGAAGGCGAAUAUGUUACCAACAUUGAAAUGGUCGAUGAUGACUGGUGGAUGGGUACCAAUUCGAAGGGCGAAAGUGGUCUCUUCCCAAGCAACUAUGUAGAGCUUGUAGAAGAUGAAGAAGAGUCUGCUCCAGCACCAGUACCAGCCCCAAGCCACCACGAUGAGCCAGAACCACCUGCACGUGCACCUGCUCCAGCUGCUCCAGCUGCCGCACCUGCCGCACCUGCUCACGCUGCUGGUCCUACGGCUACUACUCUAUACGAUUAUGAGGCCGCUGAGGAUAAUGAAUUGAGUUUCCCAGAAGGUGCUACUGUUACUGAUUUGGAAUUCCCAGAUGAUGAUUGGUGGUUCGGUCACUUCAAAGGACACUCUGGUCUCUUCCCAGCGAACUAUGUCGAACUUGACCAAUAAGUAUCUGCAUUGAUUGGAAUAAAUUUAAGCGAAGCGCGAAUGCAUAUGGUGCGAUUGAGGUCUCUGGGAGGGAUAGUAGCGAUGUAGUUGAAAUUGAUUCAACAUUAUAAAAAUUUGGGAGAUUUUGUAGAUGAGGGUGGCAUGAAUGAUUUUUGUAGGCUGUUGAGUACAACUGCAGCAAUGAAGUAAAAAAAAGCGAAGCAGCGGUCGUCUUUGUCUCUAUAACACAUAAGAAAAGGAUUGAAAAUUCUUUCCUCGAUGUUCUGCCUAACGUGGUGUGAAUUUGAUUGUAGAUUGCA